CCGAGGACAAGUACUGGUUCCGGAGGUGUCGAUUGCCCAAUGUUCAUGUUGUUCCGCACAAUCUGAGUUGCUAACUUCACCUCGCCUCUCACAACACCGGUAUCCUUCUCUCCUUCCGAACGCUCCUUCCACACAUUCUUUUAUGGCCCCAGGCUAACGCCUAGGAUUGCACUCACGCAAUUUACUUCCAAACGCAAUAGAAGAGUAGGGGAAAAACUGUAAUUUCAAUGUACUUUAGGAGAAUACAAUGUCGAGAUUGGAGGUGGGGCAUUUCGUUUCAGCCAUCCAAAUAUUCUAUUAGGCCGAGAUGCUAUGGUCAUGCAUGCUUUCAAUCCCAGUGCACUAAGACUACCGUGGAAGAAUGUGUUUCACAUGAUAGCAUAAUAAGGAGAUGUCUGUUGGGAUCUUUUUUGUCCAGGGUCGCAUCAUCUAAUAAUAAUUGUAUUGAUCUGAAUAGAAGGCCUAAUUUAUAUUUGAGAAGUACUCAGUUACGCAUCUACAGUUCAGAAAGUGAUGGAAGGAAUGCAAGUGAGGAUAAACAUGUAAAUGCACAUGAUGGAGCUCACUGUGAUAAGGAAAAGAACUGCCAAGAUAAGUUUGGCGAAGAUGCCAAACUCUGUAAUUCUCAUGCUCGACUUGGGGAGCAGGAUCAAGAGGAGUGGCUCAAGAAUGAGAAGAUUUCCAUUGAAAAUAAAAAAAGAGAAUCACCCUUUUUGACCAGAAAGGAUAAGCUCAAAAACGAGUUCCUGAGAAGGGUUGUUCCUUGGGAGAAAAUAAACAUUUCAUGGGACACAUUUCCUUACUAUAUUCAAGAGAAUACCAAAAAUCUUCUGGUGGAAUGUGCUGCUUCCCAUUUGAGACAUAAUAAGGUUGCUUCUUCUUAUGGUGCCCGUCUCUCGUCUUCUAGUGGGAGAAUAUUGCUCCAGAGCGUUCCUGGUAGUGAGCUCUAUCGAGAGAGAUUAGUUAGAGCACUUGCACAAGAUCUAAAAGUUCCUUUGCUGGUUCUCGAUAGCAAUAUCCUUGCUCCUUAUUAUAUUGAUGAUGAUUUAUCAUCAUCAGAAUGUGAGUCUGAUGAUGAUAAUGCAGAAUCUGGUGAGGAGGCUUCUCUGGAGUCAGAGGAUGAAGAUGAUAAUGAUGCUAGCAAUGAAGAGGAGUGGACUAGCAGCACUGAGGCAAAGUCAGAUGCUAGUGAUAAUGAAGAACAUGAUGCGAUAGCAACUGCUGAAGCAGCCCUAAAGAAGGUGAAAGCAGCUGUUCAGAAACUAGUUCCCUACAACAUUGAAGACUUUGAAAAGAGGUCAUCUGAAGAGUCAGAAAAUUCUGAGUCAACCAAAUCUGAGGUUGUGAAGCCUUCUGACCAAUCUGGAUGCCAAUUAAAGAAAGGUGACCGUGUGAAAUACAUUGGGCCAUCUGUUCAAAUGAAAGUCAACAAUAGGAUCAUACUGGGGAAGAUACUGACAUCUGAUGGUCCAACUAAUGCUUACACUAAUAUCCAUGGAAGAUCUCUCUCCAAUGGUCAACGAGGAGAGGUAUAUGAGGUGGAGGGGGAUCAAGUUGCUGUCAUCAUGGACAUUAGCGAAGAUAAUGCAAAGGAGGUUGAGGUGGAGAAAUCUAAUGAACAUACAGAAUCUCGACUUUGUUGGAUACAUGUUAAGGACAUUGAGCAUGACCCUGAUGCUCAUGUACAGGAUUGCUACAUUGUUAUGGAGGCUCUAUGUGAGGUUUUGGAUUCCAAACAACCUCUUGUUGUCUAUUUCCCAGACAGUACACAGUGGUUUCAUAAUUCAGUCCUGAAGUCUAACAGAAAAGAGUUCUUUCAUAAGGUUCAAGAAAUGUUUGACAAGUUGUCCGGUCCAGUUGUGUUGAUUUGUGGACAAAACAAAAUUCAAUCUGGGUCAAAAGAGAAAAAGCAAUUUACAAUGAUACUUCCAAACUUUGGACGCGUUGGUAAGCUGCCUCUUUCUCUGAAACACUUGACUGAGGGACUUGGAGCAACAAAGAGAUUGGAUGAUAAUGAAAUCCACAAGCUUUUCACCAAUGUUUUGUGCAUGCAUCCGCCAAAGGAGGAAGAUCAACUUGGAACUUUUAAAAAACAACUUGAGGAAGACAGGAAAAUUGUGAUCCGUAGUAGUUUGAAUGAACUACAUAAGGUUCUUGAAGAACAUGAGCUAUCAUGCUUGGACCUCUUGCAAGUAAAUACUGACAGUGUCAUUCUGACAAAGCAAAAAGCUGAAAAGGUGGUGGGCUGGGCAAAAAAUAAUUACUUGUCAUCUUGCCCACUUCCUUAUGUUAAAGGAGAACGAUUGUGCCUGCCUCGUGAAAGUCUUGAAAUUGCAAUCUCAAGAUUGAAGGAUCAAGAAACUAUGUCACGGAAGCCCUCUCAGGGUCUGAAGAACCUUGCAAAGGAUGAGUACGAGGGCAACUUUAUUUCAGCUGUAGUACCUCCUGGUGAAAUUGGGGUAAAGUUUGAUGACAUAGGUGCUCUUGAAGAUGUGAAGAAGGCUCUUAAUGAACUUGUCAUCCUUCCGAUGAGAAGGCCUGAGCUUUUCUCUCGUGGAAAUUUGUUACGGCCUUGCAAAGGAAUAUUACUUUUUGGUCCUCCUGGCACUGGGAAAACUCUUCUGGCCAAGGCACUCGCAACGGAAGCAGGUGCAAAUUUUAUCAGCAUAACCGGUUCAACUCUAACAUCAAAGUGGUUUGGAGAUGCUGAGAAACUUACCAAAGCCCUUUUCUCCUUUGCCAGCAAGCUUUCUCCUGUCAUUAUAUUUGUUGAUGAAGUUGAUAGUUUGCUUGGUGCACGAGGUGGUGCUUUUGAGCAUGAAGCCACUAGAAGAAUGAGGAAUGAGUUCAUGGCAGCUUGGGACGGUUUGAGGACCAAAGAGAGCCAAAGAAUCCUCAUUCUUGGUGCAACAAACAGGCCUUUCGAUCUUGAUGAUGCUGUUAUACGCCGCUUACCAAGAAGGAUAUAUGUGGAUUUGCCAGAUGCUGAAAAUCGGAUGAAGAUCUUAAGAAUAUUUCUCGCACAAGAAAAUCUUGAUCUUGAUUUUCGGUUUGAGAAACUUGCCAACUUGACUGAGGGAUACUCUGGCAGUGAUUUGAAGAACCUUUGCAUUGCUGCGGCAUAUAGACCUGUUCAAGAGCUCCUAGAGAAUGAAAAGAAGGCGGGUUAUAAUGGUCCAACGGCAGCAUUAAGGCCUCUAAAAUUGGAUGAUUUUGUUCAGGCAAAAUCUAAGGUUGGCCCAUCAGUGGCCUAUGAUGCAGCAAGCAUGAAUGAGUUGAGGAAGUGGAAUGAAAUGUACGGAGAAGGUGGAAGUAGGACAAAUUCUCCAUUUGGAUUUGGAAGCUGAUAAUAAAGCUUCUGUUUCUAACUAAUUUUAUCAGUGAGGUUACAAUGAAAAGCAAUAUACCAGAAAAGUGGCAAAUAGCACAGGGAUGGAUACUCUAUACUUCUCAAGAAAAUUGAUGCAUAGUUCAGAGAGAAAUAUAAGGUUGGGUAGGUCCCUACUUGGUUCUUUCAAUCUCUGAACUUCACCUCUAGAAAAUCUAUUUUGAAUUGAAUCCCCGUAUUUACCACACUGUCCGGCCUCUAAUUUGUUACUCUGUAAAAGGCUAGUGCUCUUAGGUUUUUACUAAUUCAUAGUUGAUAUCCAACGAUCCUGCUUUGGAGGGUUGGGCAUUUUCUAGGUGGUUUUCUUCCCCCCCCCCCCCC
Prosopis cineraria is the source of this 3709-nucleotide messenger RNA. RefSeq lists its product as uncharacterized. The record is from RefSeq and is a predicted model, not a curated record. Gene Ontology annotation, cellular component: mitochondrial outer membrane. Gene Ontology annotation, molecular function: ATP hydrolysis activity; ATP binding. Lineage: Eukaryota; Viridiplantae; Streptophyta; Magnoliopsida; Fabales; Fabaceae.